UUUCGUAACAAUGGUAACAGGGUGUUCUAUUCUAAUCGACUUCCAAGGUUCGAACCGCGGGUUUCUCUUUUCCAUCUCUGAUUUUUCUCUUUUUAUUCUCUUCGUCUUCUUCAACUAGAAAAUCAUGAAGCAAGAUAGCUCCGAUUCUUCUCCCAGAAAGCUUAGGUUUGCUCCCAAAGCCCGAGCUGGCAGGAAGCCCAAAUCCAUACCUCAAAAAACUAAACUGAACAUUGAAAAAGAUGACGAUGGUGAUGAUAAUGAUGAAGCUGCCCAGGCCCAGACCCUGCUGCGUCAAUUCAACGAAAAUCUCAAAAGGCGAGGGCCUAAGGCUGAAAAGAAGUCCCAAGUUGUAUUUGGUCCUGGCGCCACAUCAACUCCCAUAAGGUCAUUUGUGGUACCUAAAGAUGGAAGCAGUAGUAGUAAAAACAGCGACUUAGAUCUCAAAGGGUCUGAUGGUGAUGCACAAAUUUCCUUCUACUUGCCCUCAAAAAGUUCUGAAUCUGUUGUAACAUUUCAUGAUUCCACAGAUGAAUCAACUCAGAUUAGCAAGAAAGAAUAUAUAGAACCCUGGGAAUACGACAACAGUUACUAUCCUACUGUCCUUCCUCUGAGGAGGCCUUACUCUGGAAACCCAGAACAUCUUAACAAAAUCGAAUUUGGGGAAGCUGCUACAAACGCUGAGUAUGAUGAGGAUGCUACCAAUGCUGCUUCAGAACUUGGAUUGAUGGAGGAAAGUACAGAAGGAAAUAUGUUUUGCUUCCAGUUUCCCCAUUUUCUGCCAACAGUUAAGCAAUCAUCUAGUAUUAAGGGAAAAGAGGGAAUUGGAUCAUCAACGUCAUCACUGGGUCCAAAAGCUUGCAAAGGCAAUAAAAUGGAAGAGUUACCAGAGGGACAAGUGGGGAAAAUGCUGGUUUACAAGAGUGGAGCAGUCAAGUUGAAGCUGGGGGAUGUCCUUUAUGAUGUCUCACCUGGUACUGAUGUGAUAUCUGCUCAAGAUGUUGUGGCAAUCAACCCUGCAGAGAAGCAAUGUUGUCUUCUUGGAGAGCUCUCCAAACGAGUUGUCGUAUCUCCUGAUAUUAAUUCCCUUUUGAAUUCAGUAAUUGACUUGAACUAAAUGAGUUGUAUAUUCUGAAAAGCUAGUAAAUGCAUGUAUAGGUACCUGGGAUAUGAUGUUCGAGUACCUUUGUAACUAGAACUGCUGACAUUAUUGCUUAACAUGGUGACGACAGCAUAUAUAUAGGGACUAACAGAUUAUGGCGUAGAUUAUUAGGGCCCUUCCACCUAAUUUUUCUGUUAAAAUAAAAAGCUAAACUCAGAAUGCCAAGAACACA
Messenger RNA from Humulus lupulus (European hop), 1331 nucleotides. RefSeq lists its product as uncharacterized. The record is from RefSeq and is a predicted model, not a curated record. The coding region runs from base 125 to 1114 and encodes 329 amino acids. Gene Ontology annotation, cellular component: RNA polymerase III complex. The transcript is spliced from 9 exons. Lineage: Eukaryota; Viridiplantae; Streptophyta; Magnoliopsida; Rosales; Cannabaceae. Gene Ontology annotation, biological process: transcription by RNA polymerase III. Gene Ontology annotation, molecular function: DNA binding.